GCCACCAGUUACUAUUUUUUUUUUUACUAUUAAUUAAGCAUUUCUAAAACCCAUUUCGUCUUUCUCUCUCUCUUAAUUUAUUCAAACCUCUCUCUCUAAAAAUCAUAAACAUGGAGGAACGACAGCCCGAACAAGAACAACACUGCCAGGUCAUCACUCUCGGAACUCAUAACCCUCUCCUCCCCGGGCCCCAAUCGGACGAUGAAGACGACGGCGGAUGCGCCUAUUCAAGGGCUGUUCUCGUUGUCGACAUGGUCUGGAACCUAGCCUUCGUGCUUGUCGCCGCCGCCGUCAUCCUAUCCACGUUCGCCGAGCGUCCCUCCACUCCUCUGAGACUUUGGCUGUGUGGCUACGCCUUGGAGUGCGUUCUCCAUGUGGCUUUUGUUUACUCUGAAUAUCGUCGUGAUUCCUUCUCUCACACUCCUUACAGCAUUGCGAAGAAGUUAGAGCCUAUGAACACACUGGCAUCAUCUGUUUGGUGGGUUUUUGGAUUUUAUUGGAUUGUUGUUGGUGGCCAACCACUUCUUGAAGAUUCUCCGCGUCUCUACUGGUUAACAGUGGUCUUUCUAGCCUUUGACGUAUUUUUUAUCAUCUUUUGCAUUGGGAUGGCAUGUAUAGUUUUCUUUGCUCUCUUCUGCAUCAUCCCAAUAAUAGCGUUAGCUUAUGCGUUAAGAAUCAGAGAAGGUGCUUCAGAAGAUGAUAUCAGGUCACUUCCUAUGUAUAGGUUUAGUCAGUCAAAUGUAAUGGUUAUGGUUGAUGACGACAACAACAAGCAACUUGUUAAAGCAAGAAUCGGUUCAUACAAUCAAAGUCAUAUCAGUGAACUAUCUCUUCAUCCCGAUGAUUCUGAAUGUUGUAUCUGCCUAAGUACAUACGUUGACGGAACAGAACUUUACCGCCUUCCCUGUACCCACCAUUUUCACUGUGGGUGCAUCAGCCGCUGGCUUCGGACAAAAGCAACUUGCCCGCUCUGCAAAUUUAAUAUUCGAAGAGCCGACACAUUGGUUUAACAUUCUGUUGAUAAAGACUAGACGGCACCGAGGUUAAGUAUUGCUUGAGAGGUACAUGACAGUGGAGAACCAAAAUAUUUGCUAAUCUGCUGACUAGUGUUGGUAUAUAUAUAUAAGUAGAAAAAGAAAAAAAAGAAAUGAUCCACCAUUUCAUCUUAGGAUUUUAGUUUCCAUAAAGGUAUUUUAACUUUUGAAUAUUCUUAAGUUAGUUUAUGACGGGGUAUAUGUAUGUAUAUAUUGUGGGCCAGUCAAAGGGUCUCCCCCAUAAUUUGUACUUAUAAGGCUAUUACAAAAUCAAUUUUCUGUACAGUAUUUUCUUUUA
Molecule: messenger RNA, 1332 nt
Organism: Lathyrus oleraceus (garden pea)
Lineage: Eukaryota; Viridiplantae; Streptophyta; Magnoliopsida; Fabales; Fabaceae
Source: RefSeq, a predicted model, not a curated record